GCGGCCGUAAGGGGCGGGCUCUCGGUGGUGCGGCCGGCAGGCAGCUAUGGCGGCCGUACGGGGCCUGCGGGUGUCGGUGAAGGCGGAGGCCCCGGCGGGGCCAGACCUGGGGCUCCCGUCCCCUGAGGCGGAGUCGGGUGUUGACCGUGGCGAGCCGGAGCCCAUGGAGGUGGAGGAGGGCGAGCUGGAAAUCGUGCCCGUGCGGCGCUCGCUCAAGGAACUGAUCCCGGACACGAGCAGAAGAUACGAAAACAAGGCUGGCAGCUUCAUCACUGGAAUUGAUGUCACCUCCAAGGAAGCAAUUGAAAAGAAAGAGCAGCGAGCCAAGCGCUUCCAUUUUCGAUCGGAAGUAAAUCUUGCCCAAAGAAAUGUAGCCUUGGACCGAGACAUGAUGAAGAAAGCAAUUCCCAAAGUGAGACUGGAGACAAUCUAUAUUUGCGGAGUAGAUGAGAUGAGCACCCAAGAUGUCUUUUCCUAUUUUAAAGAAUAUCCUCCAGCUCACAUCGAGUGGUUGGAUGAUACCUCCUGUAAUGUAGUUUGGCUGGAUGAAAUGACAGCCACACGAGCACUUAUCAAUAUGAGCUCCCUGCCUGCCCAGGAUAAGAUAAGAAGCAGGGAUGCCAGUGAGGACAAGUCAGCCGAGAAAAGGAAAAAAGACAAGCAGGAGGACAGUUCAGAGGAUGAUGAAGCUGAAGAAGGAGAGGUUGAAGAUGAGAAUUCCAGUGAUGUGGAGUUGGACACGUUGUCUCAGGUAGAAGAGGAGUCUUUGUUAAGAAACGAUCUUCGUCCAGCUAACAAACUUGCUAAAGGAAACAGGUUAUUCAUGAGAUUUGCUACAAAAGAUGACAAAAAGGAGCUUGGAGCAGCCAGAAGAAGUCAGUAUUACAUGAAAUAUGGGAAUCCAAAUUACGGAGGCAUGAAAGGAAUUCUUAGCAAUUCAUGGAAGCGAAGAUAUCAUUCCCGUCGUAUUCAGCGGGACGUGAUCAAGAAGAGAGCCCUGAUUGGGGAUGACGUUGGCUUGACGUCGUAUAAACAUCGGCAUUCUGGGCUAGUGAAUGUUCCCGAGGAACCCAUUGAAGAGGAGGAAGAGGAGGAGGAGGAAGAGGAGGAAGAAGACCAGGACAUGGAUGCAGAUGACAGAGUGGUGGUAGAGUACCAUGAGGAGCUCCCGGCUCUCAAGCCGCCCCGGGAGCGGAGUGCGUCUAGACGAUCCAGUGCCAGCAGCUCAGACUCAGAUGAAAUGGACUAUGAUCUAGAACUGAAAAUGAUUUCCACCCCUUCACCAAAGAAAAGCAUGAAAAUGACUAUGUAUGCUGAUGAAGUGGAGUCUCAGUUGAAAAGUAUUAGGAACUCCAUGAGGGCAGAUAGUGUAUCUUCAAGCAAUAUCAAAAACCGAAUUGGUAACAAAUUACCACCUGAGAAAUUUGCAGAUGUCCGACAUCUACUAGAUGAGAAGCGUCAGCACUCCCGUCCGCGGCCACCAGUCAGCAGUACUAAAUCAGAUAUACGCCAGCGAUUAGGAAAAAGACCAUAUUCUCCGGAAAAGGCUUUUAGUAGUAACCCAGUCGUUCGGAGAGAGCCCUCUUCUGAUGUGCAUAGUAGGCUCGGUGUUCCCAGGCAAGAUAUUAAAGGCCUCUACGCCGAUACUCGGGAGAAGAAAUCAGGUAAUUUAUGGACUCGCCUAGGAUCUGCACCCAAGACCAAAGAAAAGAAUACGAAGAAAGUGGAUCACAGGGCACCUGGCGCUGAGGAAGACGACUCCGAGCUGCAAAGGGCGUGGGGGGCUCUGAUUAAGGAGAAAGAGCAGUCUCGCCAAAAGAAGAGCCGGUUAGAUAACUUACCAUCUCUCCAGAUUGAAGUUAGUCGGGAAAGCAGCUCUGGUUCAGAGGCAGAGUCCUGAUGCCCCUGGGGCCUAUGGCAACUGCCCUAAAACCUGACCUUCUUGCACAGGGUGGGGCGCGCAGUAGGAACCUCCCCCGCAGGAGCUGGCGCCCUCUCGCUCCUGCUCACACAGUCACCCUCUCAGCUCUUGCUACUUCGGCAAGACGUCUUAAGAAUGGGACACAUUUUCAAGGGCGUCUCUAUCUUUCGCUGCAGAGUUGUAGUUCUGGGCCCUCGAUUCCUUUCCCAUCACCCCACAGGCUUUACCCUUUGAGAAAAAGGCAGCCCUCCAGAUUUUGUAGACAUUUUUCUUAAUAUUUUUAACAUUGUGUCUUUUAAAAGAAAUGUUUUACACAGUUCAUCCAAAGAGCAGAGAACUGAACUUCUCACUAUUGCCUUGGCCCUGACAGCUGUUACCAGCACCCUUUUCCCAAGAAAAGUCAAUUCCCAGGUGCUUAUUGGACAUCCUUCGAGGGGGAAGAGGAGGGAAGCGGCCAGCUCACCCUUCCGGGACCCUAGUGUGGGGGCGAAUCUCACCGACCUGACCUCAGAGGUGCACCAGUGCCGCCCAGGUAGAUAAGAGCUGCAGCAUUGACUGUGCUUCCGUUCUUCCCUCGGGGAUUGCUCAUGUCAUGGGCCUCUUACUUGCUGUCAGCUUGAUGUGAAGAUCAAGUUCAGUGCUGUGGGAUUUUUAGGAACAAAAAACUGUGACGUCUGGAUUUGGGGUUGAUUUUUGUGCUGGGGGUGGGAUUAUGGGUUAAUGUUAAAGAAUUUUUAAGUCUGUAUUAUGUUUAAAACACAAAUGAUUUGAAAGUUUAAAUUUUUAAUUUUUAUAUGUGGAAGUUCUUCCUGUUGGCUAAAGGGGAAGCUCGAGUGGUGUCUUCUUUUGUGCUGUUAAAUAUAUAUUCUAUUCUUUGGAAGAAGGCAGAGAGAGGAGUCUUAUUAUUUUUAAAUGCUUCUAGUUGUAUAGCCUGUCUGUUGUACAUAGAGCUCAGCUUGCUUUUUGGCUCCAGUAGGAAAAAAAUCCAUCCAUCUGAGAUGGGUCCUGUUGUUUAUUAUCACUCUAGAAGUUGAUACAUUGAUAUUUAUUCUUUCUGUCCCCAAGUUGUGGCACCUGAAGACAUCCUAAAACUUGGCAGAAAAGAUAAUAGUUAUGAAAAUUUUAGUUCAUUUAUUUUUAAGCUCCUUUCAGAUUAUUUUACCAUUAGGAGGAGGUAGAUUGUUUCUUCUUGCUGUCUGAUUUUUGUUUUGUAGUAUUUAAUUUUGUAUUCCUCUGCAGUUUUGAGAAACAGUGUUUCGCUUCGGUUUGCUGGAACAUGGGAGUUAGAGCUGGUCGUAAGCCGUGGGCCUUUUUGCGAUGUCACAACUCUUCACCUGCCUGGGCUGUUCCGCACACAGUGCAGCCUGGAUCCUGGCGAUCUGUACUUGUGGCCGAGCUAAUGGUCGCAUUGAUAGUUGAUUACACUGUGGCACGAAUGAAUGCAGAACACUGUUAUUAAUAAAGGAAGUAAAAGGGCUGCAAGAUUUGAGAGCUGCAACAAAAACUGUAUUGUCCCAUAUUUUGUUGAUUAACCUGCUUUUUCUCCCUCCCUUUAGAGUAUUAGAGCAUAUAACUGUGAUAUAUUUCAGCUUCCUAAUAGGAUUCUAGGAGAGAGAUGGUUCUGGUUUCUCCGCCAGUUGAGACUUAAGGCAUCUGAGAUUCCUCAGCUUUCCUUUCCCUGUGAAGCACACGGCUGAGAGCCAGGUUCUUAAGAAGGGUCAGGGGUUGGGGAGUUGGUAGAGUGAGAAGUGCGGGGGUCUGAGAAUCAGAGACCUGGAUGCCAACCCCUGGCUCUGUGCUAUGGACCUGGGCCUCAGUUUUCCCAUCUAGCAGUUGAGUGAGCUGGUACCAGAAUUCCUGGCUUUGUUGGUGCGUCUCAGUGGCGGUUUAUUCUUCCCAAGCUGUGAUGGCGGUGGGCUGGCCUGCGUGAAUUUCUAUUGCAGGUGGCUGGAGGAAGCGCCGAGGAGACAACUGAGAGCGAGCAUGAGGUGUGGACAGGGGCUUUUCCCAUCCCAGCAGUCUCUGCAAUGGGGCAGAGAUGUCUUGUGGUCAGGGUCCCAGCUGGCAUGGCCUCUGCAGGGUUUAGAAUAUGCCCCUUCACAGACUUUGCUUUUGGUUUUCCACCAGCAGCUCAGGCCCAUUUGUUCCAUGGCCUUUCAGCACUCACCAGUCUCUUGCUGGAGAUCAGCAAAGACAUUCUGGAAGGAGGUGGUGUGCAGUCAAAACUGGGUCUUUGAUCUAACCAAGAAAAAUACACACUUGAGUAGCCUCCAGUUUUCACAGACACACAGAGAGAACCCGGAAAGGCAGGUUUGACGAUUUUACUUCUCGGAGUUACUGGCCUUAUUAGCCUCUCUAACCCUUCAGCCCACUCUCAGUCACUCAGAUCUUGCAACAUCUUGAGUGUGUCCUGAAUGACGAGGCCUUUUCUUUGGCGUUUCGGAGUGAGAAUGGAUAGUCAGGACAGGCCUCUGGCAGGCAGCUGGGCGUGCUUUUACCCUGGACGCUCCCCACACAUGUGGGCACAGGGCUACCCACUUUGUGUAUCCCUCUUAGUCUCAUAGGUAGGAGAUUUUAAAUCCAUGUUUGCUGCUUGAUGGUAAUUGCAGAUACCUCAUUUGUUUCCCACUCUCCUCUCUGGAGAGUUACCAGGUACCCAGGAGAACUUGUGGCGUCCACCGCAGGAUGGAGUCUCCUUCUCUGGCCCCCUUAUAGUCUGAUCCUGUGAACCCCUCCCCGUACUUCAGCCACUGUCCUUUCCAGCUGCACUUGUACAGCAGCCUCUUCACUGGUCUCUGCCCUUUCUCCGUUCUGCACACCGCAGCCGGGACGAACCUUUGUUGUUGUUACCAGCUUAAUUAAGAUAAAAUUUGCAUACAGUUCAGCCAUUAAAAGUGUACACUUCAGUCGCUUUCAGUAUAUUUACAGAGUUGUGCACCAGCACUGCUAUCAAUUGUAAAACAUUUUUAUCACCCAGAGAAACCCUGAGCCCAUUAGCAGCGCUCCCUAUUCCGUCUUCCCUCUUAGCCUCUGGCCACCACUGAUCUUCCUUCUCUCUCUCUGGAUUUGCCUGUUCUGGACAGUUCGUGUAAAUGGGAUCAUAUAC
Messenger RNA from Macaca mulatta (Rhesus monkey), 5027 nucleotides. Lineage: Eukaryota; Metazoa; Chordata; Mammalia; Primates; Cercopithecidae. The record is from RefSeq and is a predicted model, not a curated record.